This is a messenger RNA of Marmota flaviventris (yellow-bellied marmot), 1946 nucleotides long. RefSeq names its product calcium homeostasis modulator family member 6 (gene Calhm6). Lineage: Eukaryota; Metazoa; Chordata; Mammalia; Rodentia; Sciuridae. The record is from RefSeq and is a predicted model, not a curated record. Gene Ontology annotation, cellular component: plasma membrane. Gene Ontology annotation, molecular function: monoatomic cation channel activity.
UGAAGUGAGAAAGUGAAACCUCAAAAGACCUGAGAAGCCCUCUUCCCUUUUUGAAAGCUGCUUCUCAGCAGAAUUUGGAAAGCCCCAGACCCAGUUCACCCAAUUCAUCUGACAAACAGGGCAGCGAAGUGACAGAAACUUCUGGGCCUGUCCACGGCUCCCUAGGUUAGGAGAAGCCAUGGAAAAGUUUAAGACAGUGCUGGACCUGCACCUCAAGUACAGUAGCGCUCUGGGUUAUGGCCUGGUGACACUGUUGACGGCAAGCGGGGAGCGCAUCUUCUCCACUGUGGUGUUCCAGUGCCCCUGCAGCGCCACCUGGAACCUGCCCUACGGCUUGGUCUUCCUGUUGGUGCCAGCGCUUGUGCUCUUCCUCCUGGGCUAUAUGUUGAGCUCUCGCACGUGGCGCCUACUGACCGGCUGCUGCGCGCCCGGCGCCCGUGUGAGGUGCAGCUCUGGGCUGCGGGGCGUGCAGGUGUUCGCGCAGAUCAGCGUGGCUGCAGCGCUCGCACCCCUCACCUGGGUGGCCGUGGCGCUGCUUGGGGGCUCAUUCUAUGAAUGCGCAGCCAGCGGGAGCAAAGUCUUGGAGCAGUACCUGUGCAGAAACCGCACAGGCUGCACCGACCAGCUACCGCUGGUUCCCUGCAGCAAGGACCAGAAGUCCGACCUCCAAGACCUCCUGAAGGAACUCAAGGCUCAGUCGCAGGUGCUGGGCUGGAUCAUCAUAGCAGCUGUUAUUAUCGUCGUUGUGAUAUUUACAUCUGUCUGCCGAUGCCUGUCUCCAGUUAGUUUUCUGCAGCUGAAAUUUUGGAAAAUUUAUUUGGAGAAUGAGCAGGAGAUCUUUAAAAGUCAAGCCAAGGAGCAUGCCACUGAAUUGGCAAAAGAAAAUAUUAAAUGUUUCUUUGAGUGCUCACAUCCAAAAGAAUACAACACCCCAAGUAUUAAAGACUGGCAGCAAAUUUCAACACUGUAUACUUUCAAUCCAAAGGACCAGUACUACAGCAUGUUGCACAAAUAUGUUAACAGAAAGGAGAGUGACAGUAUCAAAUCUUCUGAAGGAGAUGUAAUGCUUCCUGUUCUUGGCUUUGUAGAUUCUUCUGGUAUAAAUAGCUCUCCUGGGUUGUGACCUUAUAAAUGAAUAGAUAAAAAGUUCUUUUGAAAUAUUGAAUUAUUUGCUUCAUAAAAAACCAUUGAUAUUAUUUAUGGCUGUUUUCUCCCCUUUUAAAUUGUAGGAUUUUAGAUCUGAAUUGAAAUAUUAAUCUCUUUAUUAUAUUAAUUACUAAACAAACAACUGAGAAAAAAUGAUUCACCCAAAAUGAUGAACAGAGACUACAUUAGAAGUCUUAUAUCCCUAUUCUAGGGUUCUUUUCAAAUAAAACACUUUGGUCUUUUAAAAGCAAUAGUUAUUGCUUUCAGUAGUGAGAAAAAUGAAACAGUUCAGCUUCAGACCUUUCUGUUAAGUUAUCUGAUGUUAGUUGAAAAUUCACUUCCUUGCCAAUAGCAGCUUAUUAGGAACCUAAAAAUUGUGACAUUCUAACCUGCUUGUACCAUUGUGGAGAACAGUGACCUGGGUCAUGGUUUUUGACUGUCUCAGAGCUGUGGCUGUGCUUUGCUCUGGGAACUUUCUGUGCAAAGGUGCAGGACAAGAUUGCUCAGUUGCUAUAUGAUGCCUUGCCUGAGGAAGUUCUGUGCAAAGGCAUGGAAUUAUAUCAGUCUUGACUUUGAGCUCAGACACCAGCUGACAGGGAUAGAGAAUUCUGAGCAUAACAAGAUAAUUACAAUUGCUUUUAAGCCCUGUGAACUUCAAGCCUGCCUGCUUUGCAGAAACUUUCCUACAGAAAACCUUUUGAUGAUAAAACUUAUAUAAUAAACGUGCUGCGCUAGGUCUGGGUCACUGUUCCUCCAUCAGAGGUCGGUGUCCCACCUGGUCCCAGCUUUCUCUUUGUAAA